Molecule: messenger RNA, 329 nt
Organism: Sciurus carolinensis (gray squirrel)
Lineage: Eukaryota; Metazoa; Chordata; Mammalia; Rodentia; Sciuridae
Product: dolichol phosphate-mannose biosynthesis regulatory protein-like
Biological process (GO): GPI anchor biosynthetic process
Cellular component (GO): dolichol-phosphate-mannose synthase complex; endoplasmic reticulum membrane
Molecular function (GO): enzyme regulator activity
Source: RefSeq, a predicted model, not a curated record
AUGGCCACAGGGACAGACCAGGUGGUGGGACUCGGCCUCGUCGCUGUUAACCUGAUCAUCUUCACCUACUAUACUGCCUGGGUAAUCUUCUUGCCAUUCAUAGACAGUGAGCAUGUCAUCCACAAGUUCUUCCUGCCUCAGUGUGCGGCCAUACCCCUGGCCGCAGGCCUCUUGCUGCUCCUGUGUGUGGGAUUAUUCAUCACCUAUAUUAUGCUGAAGAAUCAGAGGGUGAUCAAGAAGGCUCAGUGAAGACCCAACAGGGAUGAGGCAUCUGGCACCUCCUCUUUGUCCCCUCCAGGGCAGGGACCAAGGGUCAACCUGUAGGACAG